This is a messenger RNA of Jaminaea rosea, 1820 nucleotides long. RefSeq lists its product as hypothetical. Gene Ontology annotation, biological process: ribosomal large subunit biogenesis; rRNA methylation. Gene Ontology annotation, molecular function: rRNA (adenine) methyltransferase activity. Lineage: Eukaryota; Fungi; Basidiomycota; Exobasidiomycetes; Microstromatales. The transcript has a single exon. Bases 68 to 1627 code for a protein of 519 amino acids. Gene Ontology annotation, cellular component: nucleolus. The record is from RefSeq and is a predicted model, not a curated record.
CCCGCUCCGCUCCCCCUUCUCUUCACUCCCGUCGCUGCAUCCCACUCCUCACUCCACUCGCGCAACGAUGUCUGGCGACCUGGCCGAUCUAGAGGCCCAACUCUCACUGGAUCGUGCAGCUCUCGCUGACCGUAUCCUCGCACGAAUGGGCGGCCCCUCUUCUUCCUCCUCCUCGCCGUCAUCCGCCAAGAAGCUCGCCGCCGCCCCGCAAACGCAGACGCCAUUCACACAUCGUCCCCCCACCCUCGGGCUCGGCGCUACAGCAGGGCCUGAUCAGAGCGCGGGCAGGCUGAGCGUCGAGGAUGCGAGGCUAAAGGGGAGGUUGGGCAAGAGGGCGACGGCCGAGAAUGGUGAGGGGAAGGCAGGGAAGCGCAAGGCGUUGCAGCAUGCGGAUGAGGAACAGGAGGAGGAGGAGGAGGAGACAAAGGGAGCAGAGAGGAAGCGCAAGAGAGCGGGGGCGGGCGGGGUGGACCCUUUUGCUGUCAAGCCAGGGAAGAAGGCGGGCAAGAAAGCUGCGGCAGAUGCGACAGCGAAUGGAGCAGCGAAUGGCUCGGACGCGGGUGGAGGUCAUGAGUCUGCCAAGCCUGCGCAAUCGCCCGCGCAAUCGCCCGCGCAAUCGCCUGCGCAACCGCCAGGGAUGGAAGUCACGCACCUGUCCAAGUCGCAGCGCAAGAAACUGGCAAAGAAGCGAAGAAUGGAAGAGCAGGCGGGGCAGGCGGUGCAGGCUGGGCAGGCGGGGCAGACGGGCGAGGAGCCAUCCAGCUCAUCCCUCCCCGCCUCGUCUCACCCGCCCGCUCCCGCCCCCUCAUUCGCCCCAUUCACGCCCUCCGCCCAACUCCCUACGCCCCUCGCGGCCACCACGCACCGCUCCGCCCACCAAACGGCGCUGCACGCCAAACUGCAAGGCGCCCAAUUUCGCCAGCUCAACGAGGAGCUCUACACCUCCCCCUCCUCCUCCUCCUUCCUCGCCGCUCAAGAAGACCCCACCCGCAUGCAAGCCUACCACGACGGGUUCCGCGAGCAGGUAAAGAAGUGGCCUGCCAAACCUUACGAGCUUUGCGGGCAGGCAGUCCUCGCCAUGUGCGCCGGAACGACGCCGCUCGUGGUGGACUUGGGAGCGGGAGAAGGGCCACUCACGCGUUAUCUGGGUGACAAGGCGCGCGUGGCGGCGUACGAUUUGCUCGAUACGGCAGACGGCGUUGUGCGCGGGGUGGACUGCGCGCGUGAGGGCGGCGUGCCCUUACCCGGCACCCUCACCGCCCCCUCGUCGCCCGCCCCCUCGUCGCCCGCCCCCUCGUCGCCCGCCAUUGCGGACGCAGCCGUCUUCUGCCUCAGUCUCAUGGGCACAGAUUGGGUGGGAAUGCUCCUCGAGGCACGGCGAGUCCUGCGUUCCCCGCAGGGACGACUUGUCAUCGCCGAGGUAAGCAGCCGACUGAGCGAUGUAGACGAAUUCGUGGCGCUCGUGGAGCGUUGCGGGUUCGCGCUGCUGGGCAAGGACGACGGGAACACGCAUUUCAUCCUGCUGCGGUUCAAGGUCAAGAGGUGCGAGGGGGUCGAGGCGCAGAGGGUGGAGCUGAUGGAGGAGGGCAGGAGAGUGUUGCAGCCUUGUUUGUACAAGCGGCGAUGAGGCGAGGCGUGGCGUGACGUGGCGCGGCGCAGCGUGGAGUAGCAAUCAGUGAGGCCCGGCGAGCAAUGCGAUGUCAGGCUGUUCGGGACGCACGCUCGUAGGCUGUUCGGGACGCACGCUCGUAGGCUGGUCACGACGCACGCUCACCACGCAAUACUGCCACGCGCCGCCAUGAAUUGAGUUUUACUUAGAC